Phyllostomus discolor (pale spear-nosed bat) is the source of this 5761-nucleotide messenger RNA. RefSeq names its product myocardin related transcription factor A (gene MRTFA). The coding region runs from base 1901 to 4795 and encodes 964 amino acids. The transcript is spliced from 13 exons. Gene Ontology annotation, biological process: smooth muscle cell differentiation. NCBI's taxonomy places the organism in Eukaryota, Metazoa, Chordata, Mammalia, Chiroptera, Phyllostomidae. The record is from RefSeq and is a predicted model, not a curated record.
GGGCCUUCCGAGCUCUCUCAAACAGCAAAGAGAGAAGCUUUGGCAGGAGGGAAACAGCCCUCUGCUUUUCUAGGCACCUUCUGUGCAUAGAUUUUAUAAUUUGUAUAUAUUUUCUGGUAAGUGCAGUACUGUGAGAACUUGUUUCAUUUAAAAUACCCUUACACAGCAAAUUGUACAGCCCACAUAGGGACAAAAGAAUGACUCAGCCUUUUAGGGAUGCUUUUCCUUUAGUUGCUAACAUCUGACCAGACCAUUAUGUAGUAUGAGAGUUGAAAUUUACCCAUUUUUCAUAAGACAGUUUGAGAGCUUGGUUGCCAGAAGGGGCCAGAGGGAAUGAUUCUGUCUUUCCAGAGCAGCAUGUAGCCCGCACUGGCUGCCACUCUGUUGCCUGUUGAGUCAUUCCCACAGUUCUGUAUAGAGCUUUUUUUUUUUUUUAUGUGAUGUUGGAGUGAGAAAGAAAGGGAGUUUUUCUCCCCAACACAGAAUAUCCACCACCCGAAAUUUGCAUUACUUUUCUUUUCUAACAAUAAAAUACUGCCCUCAGUCAUUCUGAGAGUUUUCUUUUUUAGUUGUCUCAGUGCUUUCAUUUAUCAUUUGUUUGAAUAUGGAAACAUUUAGGCAUUUGCUGGGCUGAGUUUAUAGCGAUAGGCUGUCAAGAUACAGGCCGAGAGUUAACCAGAAAGUUGAGGAUUUCUAGGUAAACAUAUAAACACGGAUUUCUAGUUUUUGGCUAUUUAAAAGUCAACUAAAUAUGCUAAAAAGCAUCUAAAUAUUCUUGUAAAUAUCAGUUAGUAAAAAAUACUGUGAAGGGAAUGAAUGAGCUUAUAAUUUUGGGUAAGUGAAAAUUGCUGUAAAAGGAUUUUAGUUUGUUUUUGUUUUUGCCAUGAAAGGUAAAGUGCCCAUGUUCAUUCUAAUUUAGAAGAUCCCGCGCUGUGGUAGGAAAAAAAGGAUUGAAAUUUCUUUAUCGGGAAAAGGCAAUUCAUCAGGAAAAGGAAAUUCUUAUGUAUUGGAACUGUUGUCUUAUGUGUUCCAUAUAUCCAGCAAGAUCAUAAAGCAUUUUAGAAAAGUCAAAUAACAUUAGUAAGCUGUCUAUACACAGAUCAUAUGUCUCACAUAGGAACAAGUCAGGGGUCUUAUUGGGGAUCGGCAGAUCUGAAAGACAGAUUACAGCUUUGGAAUGUAUUCAGAUGACUUUUUGAAACAGAUAUUUUAAUUGGAGUGGGGGUGGAGAAAUAGUUGAGCUUCUGUGGUUAAAUAUGCAACUUCCUCAGUCUGUUAUCUAUAAAUAUCACAUAGGAAAAACCCAUUGGAUCUCUUUUUCAGAAAACGAACUCACCAUACAUAUUUAUUUGGAUGUAUGUGUUUCUGUGUGCCUGUGCCUCAUCCCCACCUCCCGGUAGUGGGUCAGUAAUUGAGCUCUUUCUUUCACAGGAUUGAGGAUUGUGUUUAAUCUGUUGCUCUAUGCUGCAUAGCAGCAGAGUCCCUUAAACUAAGAUUGGGAACAGAACCUCAUCCUCUCUUUUUUAAAAGAGAAGGGGGGAAAAGCAGUUGAUGGCUUUUCUGAAGGUCUCUUUCUGUAUUCCUCUUUCCUUCCUCCCGCCCCCACCCCCCCAGACAAAUAGCAAGGGGAGGAGCUCCCUCACCCUUCUAACCACACUUCAUAUGUCUUGACUUAAGAGCUUUUUUUGGUUUCCUGUCGGCAGUAAUUCAACUCUGUGCCAUCUUGACUUGUCUGAAGGGUGCUGGAGAAGGGGAGUGAGUCCUCACAGUCUGAUUUGAGCACAAGGCAUGAGACUGGAUUUACGAAAGCGUCAGUAGUCUCUGAAGACAACAUCUUUCUUCUGCGACUGUGAAUUUUUUCAUUGUAUUUGUGGGCUGUUGUCUCUGAGAAGAAUCUGUCAUGACUCUACUGGAACCUGAGAUGUUAAUGAUGGCUGUGCAGUCCGUGCUGCAGUUGAAGCUCCAGCAGCGGCGGACGCGAGAAGAACUGGUGAGCCAAGGGAUCAUGCCGCCUUUGAAAAGUCCAGCUGCGUUUCACGAGCAGAGAAGGAGCUUGGAGCGGGCCAGGACAGAGGACUAUCUGAAACGCAAGAUUCGCUCCCGGCCAGAGAGAUCGGAGCUGGUCAGGAUGCACAUUUUGGAAGAGACCUCGGCGGAGCCUUCCCUGCAGGCCAAGCAGCUGAAGCUAAAGAGGGCCAGACUGGCCGACGACCUCAACGAGAAGAUUGCACAGAGGCCCGGCCCCAUGGAGCUGGUGGAGAAGAACAUCCUGCCUGUGGAGUCCAGCCUGAAGGAAGCCCUCAUCGUGGGCCAGGUGAACUACCCGAAGGUAGCGGACAGCUCUUCGUUCGAUGAGGACAGCAGCGAUGCCUUAUCCCCUGAGCAGCCUGCCAGCCAUGAGUCCCAGGGCUCAGUGCCAUCACCCCUGGAAGCCCGAGUCAGCGAGCCACUGCCCAGUGCCACCCCUGUACCCCCCACUCAGGUUGUGCCUCAACUCCCGGUGGGCCCAGAUGCUGGAGAAACGCUUUUCCUGGCGGAUCAGCCUCCUCUGCCCCCCAGCCUCGCCAACGGAACCGCGGUCCCCGCUGCCAAGCCCGCCCCCACGCUCAUUAAGCAAAGCCAACCCAAGUCUGCCGGUGAGAAGCUGCAGCGCAGCAAGAAAGCCAAGGAACUGAAGCCAAAGGUGAAGAAGCUCAAGUAUCACCAGUACAUCCCCCCGGACCAAAAGCAGGACAAGGGGGCGCCCCCCAUGGACUCCUCCUAUGCCAAGAUCCUGCAGCAGCAGCAGCUCUUCCUGCAGCUGCAGAUCCUCAACCAGCAGCAGCAGCAGCACUAUAACUACCAGACCAUCCUGCCGGCCCCGCCAAAGCCGGCGAGUGAGGCUGCGGCAAGCAGUGGGCCCGCCCCCAUGCGCAGCCUUUCCACUCCCAGCACCGGCUCCGGCUCGGGCGCCCCCGGGCCUGGUGGGCUCGCACGUCAGAACAGCACCUCACUAACUGGCAAACCGGGGUCCCUGCCUGCCAAUCUGGACGACAUGAAGGUGGCAGAGCUGAAGCAGGAGCUGAAGUUGCGGUCACUGCCCGUCUCAGGCACCAAGACAGACCUGAUUGAGCGCCUGCGUGCCUACCAAGAGCAAGUCAGCCCUGCCCCGGGAGCCUCCAAGGUCCCUGCUGCCACCUCCAUCCUGCCCAAGGCUGGCGAGGUCGUGGUGGCCUUCCCCGCGGCCCGACUGAGCACGGGGCCCGCCCUGGUGGCAGCAGGCCUGGCCCCAGCAGAGGUGGUGGUGGCCACCGUGACCAGCAACGGAGUGGUGAAAUUCGGCAGCACGGGUUCCACACCCCCCGUGUCUCCCACGCCCUCGGAGCGUUCGCUGCUCAGCACGGGCGACGAGAACUCCACGCCUGGGGACACCUUUGGUGAGAUGGUGACAUCUCCACUGACCCAGCUCACCCUGCAGGCCUCGCCACUGCAGAUCCUCGUCAAGGAGGAGGGUCCCCGGGCUGGGUCCUGCUGCGUGAGCCCUGGGGUGCGGGCAGAGCUGGAGGGGCGUGACAAGGACCAGAUGCUGCAGGAGAAGGACAAGCAGAUCGAGGAGCUGACCCGCAUGCUCCGGCAGAAGCAGCAGCUGGUGGAGUGGCUCAGGCUGCAGCUGGAGCAGGAGAAGCGGGCCCAGCAGCCUGCCCCGGCCGCCGCCCCGGCCCCUGCCCCUCUUGGCGUCCCAGUGAAGCAGGAAAACAGCUUCUCCAGCUGCCAGCUGAGCCAGCAGCCCCUGGGCCCUGCUCACCCCUUCAGCCCCAGCCUGGCAGCCCCUGCUGCCCACCACAUAGACACUUGUGCCCUGGCGCCCCCUGCAGUGGUGGUGAAGCAGGAAGCUGUGCUGCCCGAGCCAGAGCCGGCCCCCGCACCCCAGCUGCUUCUGGGCCCACAGGACUCUGGCCUUGUCAAGGGGGUCGCACCUCCCACCAUCAUCACUGACUCCACAGGGACCCACCUCGUCCUCACCGUGACCAAUAAGAACGCAGACAGCCCUGGCCUGGCCAGUGGGAGUCCCCAGCAGCCCUUGUCCCAGCCUGGUUCUCCAGCCCCCGGCCCACCAGCCCAGAUGGACCUGGAGAUCCCACCACAGCCCCGCUUUGGGACCCCCACUUCUCUGCUGAAGAAGGAGCCGCCUGGCUAUGAAGAAGCCGUGAACCAGCAGCCCAGGCAGCAGGUGAAGAAGGAAAAUGGUUCCUCGAGUCAACAGAUGGAUGACCUGUUUGACAUUCUUAUUCAGAGUGGAGAAAUUUCAGCAGAUUUCAAGGAGCCACCAUCCCUGCCAGGGAAAGAGAAGCCUCCCUCGACAGCAGCCUGCGGGUCACCCCUGGCCACACACUCCCCGCCCUCUGCUGAUCUUCCCCAGGCUGCCCUGCCUCCAUCGGCUUCACCUGCCCUCCCUGGGCGCCUGGAGGACUUCUUGGAGAGCAGCACAGGGCUGCCCCUGCUGACCAGUGGACAUGAGGGGCCAGAGCCCCUCUCCCUCAUUGAUGACCUCCAUAGCCAGAUGCUGAGCAGCUCUGCCAUCCUGGACCACCCCCCCUCACCCAUGGACACUUCGGAAUUGCACUUUGCCCCCGAGCCCGGCAGCAUGGGCCUGGACCUGGCUGACGGCCACCUGGACAGCAUGGACUGGCUAGAGUUGUCAUCAGGUGGCCCCGUGCUCAGCCUGGCCCCGCUCAGCACCACGGCCCCCAGCCUCUUCUCCACAGACUUUCUUGACGGCCACGACUUGCAGCUACAUUGGGAUUCCUGCUUGUAGCUUUCAGGUUUGCCAGGGGACUGGAGGGGCUGGAAGUUGGGAGCCUCGGGAACUGUAGGGAGCUCGGCUCUCUCCUGCCUGGUUCAGCCUCUCCGUGCGGUCGUGAGUCCCGACAAUCACAGGCCCUGCUUCCCCCUCCCUGGCUCAGGCUCACUCAAGAGAGAAGCUGCCAAGCAGCAGCUCUGGGUCCACCCCUGGGUUUGAGAGACCUGGACAGGCCAGGGGUGUUCUAUUUGACCUCCUUUUGUGAGGUUGGAGGUAACCUGUCCGGCUGCAGUUUGCUCAGGUGGGCAAGGCAUGAAUCCCUCCCUUCCCUGUGAGGGAAGAAGCAAGCAGGGCCUCGACCUCCCAUUCCCAGUGGGCCGACCCCAGGUUCCUGGGAAGGUGGGGGUUUGGUGGGGGGUGGGGGGAGCUGCCACGUUAACGUCUUGGUGUAGUGUAACCGUUUAGCGGUUGGUAGCAAACGUGUUCUGUACAGGUGUACAUACCUCUAUUAUAUAUCGCCAUACAUAUAUACAUAUAUUUUUGGGGGGGAAGGAGGAUGCAGCUCCCUCCCAUCCUACUGUGCACAUACGGAAUGGCCUGGAGACCACCUCUUCUGGGGUCCCUAGCUCCACCCUUCACGUGCGUUUGACAUGUAGACACCCCAUCACAGCCUGUACCCCACCUGUCCUGCUCCUUAUCAGUGCCACAAGGGCAGAGGUGCUUCCUGGUCCCCUGCCCACAUUCCAUCCGCUGCCUCACUGCAGCCACCACAGCCCUGGGACAGGAGGGGCAUUAGCCACAGAGUGGGGCCAGAGGUAGCCCUCAGGCCAUGGCUCCCUCCUGUGCUGGGGCCCAGCCUCCCUUCUGGCCUGUCAGUGUCACCCACAGGGCCCUGGGCUACUGGGGAGGGAGUCACCAAAACCAGUGCUGGGACAGAAGUGGGGAAGCUGUGUGAACUUUUUAAAAUAAAAACAGAAACCC